CCCCCGGCGGGCGGCCCGGCCGCAUCUCCUUCCUUGUUAAAUAAAUAACCGGGAUCUCUUUGCCUCCUGUUUCGGACUACCAGGCAGGAGUUCCUGCAUCGCUUCACAGAGUAUCCCAGGAGCCCUGGGUUGGCCUUAGCCAGCGCCGGGAAGGAGAAGGGGCGCGUGAUGAGCUGCCGGGACAGGCCGGGCGCGGGCGGCAGCGCCGCCAUCCCUGGCACAGGGCAGGCUCCCAGCAAAGACGACAAUCCCGUGUCCCACAGGCCCCUGGCUCUGGGCCCCAGUGCUCCCAGGCAGGAUCCAUGUGUGGGGAGUCGGGGCAGGAUGGAGAGCCUGGGGCUGCCAGCAGUGACCCUUGGGGAUGGCACCGCGGCCUACCUGCAGCAGGCUGGCAGAGGUGAAAAGCUGAUUGAAGGGCAAGUCAUUGAACUUGAAGAUGGGACCACAGCUUAUAUCCAUCAGGUGACAGUUCAGAAAGAGGCUGUGGCUUUUGAAGAUGGGCAGCCAGUGGUACUGGAGGAUGGCAGCACGGCCUUCAUACACAGCACAGCUAAAGAGAGUUAUGAGCCUGGCACAUUCCAGGCUGUCCAGCUAGAGGAUGGCUCCACUGCCUACAUCCACCAUCCUGUCAUCGUGGCACCUGGCAGCACCAUCCUGGAAGUGCAGACAGAAACUGGGCUCAAAAAGUUGCCUGGGGAUGAGGAAGAUGAUGGCUUUGAUGUGGACACCAUUAAUGCAUUGCAGGAGUAUGGCAGGAAGGCUCAGGUCUGGGAAGGGAGGAGAGCUGCUGUGAUACAGCCUUUGGUGUGUCAGCAGUGGCUAAGCCAUGGCCACUGUCCCCAUGGUGACGAAGGCCUCAAAACCAAAACAGCUUCAGAUCCUGAUGUGCAGUCACUGCAGUGUCCCACCUCAAUAUCCCAGGGGUCUGAUGAGGAAGAAGAGGGAGUGACAGACACCUGCCAUAUGAAGAGUAAGGACUCUAGCAACAUCCUUUCCCAGGAUUUGCAGGAGGAGGAGGUGCAAAACAACAGGAAGGGGCAGCAGGUUGGCAGCAGAACUUUCCGCUGUGGAUACAAAGGCUGUGGCCGCCUCUACACCACUGCCCACCACCUCAAGGUACAUGAACGUGCUCACACAGGUCACAGGCCAUACACAUGUGACUUUCCAAGUUGUGGGAAAGCUUUUGCUACAGGGUAUGGGCUGAAGAGUCAUGUGAGAACACACACAGGUGAGAAACCCUACAAGUGUCCAGAAGACAUGUGUAGCAAAGCCUUCAAAACCUCUGGGGAUCUGCAGAAACACAUCCGCACGCACACAGGUGAGCGUCCCUUCAAGUGCCCCUUCGUCGGCUGUGGCCGCUCCUUUACCACAUCCAACAUCCGCAAGGUUCACAUCCGGACGCACACGGGUGAGCGGCCCUACGUGUGUGCAGAGCCUGGCUGUGGCAGGGGCUUCACCAGCGCCACCAACUACAAGAACCACAUGAGAAUCCACACAGGAGAGAAGCCGUACCUGUGCACUGUGCCAGGCUGUGGGAAGCGCUUCACAGAGUACUCCAGCCUGUACAAGCACCACGUGGUGCACACACACUGCAAGCCCUACACGUGCAGCAGCUGUGGCAAGACCUACCGCCAGACCUCCACACUGGCCAUGCAUAAGCGCAGCAGCCACGGCGAGCUGGAGGCCACAGAGGAGAGCGAGCAGGCCCUCUACGAGCAGCAGCAGCUGGAGGCUGCUGCGGCUGUUGACAGAGGCUCUCCACUGAAGAGUCAGCAUAUUGCUUUCCUGUCAGAGAGGGAGGAAGAUGAAGAGGAAGAUGCUGUUCCUACACAAGUCUCGCUUAUCUCUCAGGAUGGGACAGAGCAGGUCAGUCUGUCUCAGGAAGAGCUGCAGGCCCUGGGCAGUGCCAUCAGCGUGGUGACGCAGAGCAAGGCCCUCGCUGUGCCUGAGGGAGAGCUGGCCGGUGGUGACACUGGGACCAUGACUGUGGACAACACCAAUGGCACUGAGGCACAGGAGGUGACCAUAGUCGCCUCUGGGGCAGUGGUAUCAGAGGAAUCAGACAUGGCCCUGCUCUGUCAUCAGCAGGUGGCAUUGCUGGCCACCUCCCAUGGCACCCACAUUGCUGUUCAGCUGGAAGAGCAGCAGAGCCUGGAGGAAGCACUCAGCAUGGCCACAGCAGUCAUCCACUACGAGCCAGUAGCAGCUAACACAGCCCUGCCUGAGAAGGGCAGCUGAGACCAGCAGAGCAGUCGGGGCAGGGGGAGUGGCAGCCCCAGGCUGCCGUGUGCAGGGGAGGCGGGUGCUGCAGGCAGGACAUGGGGCAGGGACAGUGUCUGAGCCAGUGCCAGCGUGUGCUCUGUUCCAGCCAGGACACUGGCAGGGCAGCACGGGGCUGCUGGGGUGACCCUGUCUGAAGGGCUCUUCCCUCCAGGGAGGGAGGGAAAAUACACUGGGCUGCUGCCUGCUCCUGGGCUCUGAGCAGCAGCCCUCUUUUGAGGGGCACUUCCUGCCCUCUCCCUCUAGGAAUGGUCUGACAGCUCCCCUUUCUUGCCCACCCCUCCAGCUCAGGCGCGAGUGGGCAGCACAUGCACAGAAGCAAUAAAGACCCAUCAGAGCAAGUCCAGGCUGUCCUGAGCUCGGUAUGGAGGGUGGCCAGCUCCUUUCACUGGAGCCAGCACUGGGAUGACUCCACCAGCAGUUCUCCCAUCUCUUUGUCAUGCUCCUUUCUCAAGCAAGGCUUCCAUGGCAGACUCCUUGGCUGUGAACCAGAGCUGCCAGCACUUACCAGGAGCUGAACUAGACCUGGAUAUAAAUGCUGAGUUGAAAUGAAAAAAUAAAAAUUUU
Molecule: messenger RNA, 2847 nt
Organism: Poecile atricapillus (Black-capped chickadee)
Lineage: Eukaryota; Metazoa; Chordata; Aves; Passeriformes; Paridae
Gene: ZNF76
Product: zinc finger protein 76
Exons: 16
Coding region: 169-2238 (689 amino acids)
Biological process (GO): central nervous system development; regulation of transcription by RNA polymerase II
Cellular component (GO): nucleus; PcG protein complex; transcription regulator complex
Molecular function (GO): DNA-binding transcription factor activity, RNA polymerase II-specific; RNA polymerase II cis-regulatory region sequence-specific DNA binding
Source: RefSeq, a predicted model, not a curated record